Messenger RNA from Mercurialis annua (annual mercury), 922 nucleotides. RefSeq names its product RING-H2 finger protein ATL33-like. The coding region runs from base 169 to 735 and encodes 188 amino acids. The record is from RefSeq and is a predicted model, not a curated record. NCBI's taxonomy places the organism in Eukaryota, Viridiplantae, Streptophyta, Magnoliopsida, Malpighiales, Euphorbiaceae. The transcript has a single exon. Gene Ontology annotation, biological process: protein ubiquitination.
UGAGUGAUGUUAGAUGAACUUUUGUCUUUACUUUCCCCAUUUUUCCUCUUCAAUAAUUGUCUCCCCUAAAAUUUCCAACCACCUCUCUAGUCUCUCUCCAACAAUGCUUUAAACAAAGAAAAAAAAAACCUAAAUUUUUUAAAAAAUCUAUCUUCUCCCUUCAUUUUCAUGGAGCAACACACACCCACCAUUUUCAUAGCUCCUGAUCCACCACCUUUCCCUUCAUCACCAAGAAGUGUAGACUUAUCCCCUCUUGAAUUUAUUCUUGCUUUAGUAGCUGUUAUAACCAUCCCUGCCUUGAUCUACACGUUCUUUUUCUCUAUCAAGUGCCCCCCCAGCCCCUUCAGGAGCCGACGGGGGCGGAGUAGCACCUCCGAUUCUGACGAGAACGAUGGCGGUGGCGACGGGAAUAACCCGACAGGGGGAAGUAACAAAGAAGUUGUUUCGUCUGAGGUUAAGUAUCAGAAAGAAACGCAUGUGAAAGAUGUUGGUAGUGAGUGUCCGGUUUGUUUGUCAGGUUUUGGUGAUGGUGAAGACAUUAAACAGUUGAGUGGCUGUAAGCAUUCGUUUCAUGCUUCUUGUAUUGAUUUGUGGCUGAAUUCUCACUCGAAUUGUCCGGUUUGUCGUGCUUCUGUUCCAAGCGGUAAGCGACCUGGUAAUGUUUCUUCGUCGAGAUCGAGAGAUCAGAAUUCUGAUUUUCACCAAGGUUUGCCUGAUGCUGCCAAUUUGGUUUGACAAGAUCUUGUUUUGUAUUUGAAAUUUUGUCUUUUUUUUUGGGUUUCAAAAGGAAAAAAAAUCUGAGUGCUGCUGAGAAUUAUAUAUCUUGCAAGAAAUUGAUUUUUUUUAGAAAUUAGAGAUCAGUAAUCACAGACAGAAUUGUAUAUAUUUUUUGUUUGAGGAAUUGGAUUUGAUUUUUAUUUGA